Lingula anatina is the source of this 1409-nucleotide messenger RNA. Its product is annotated as DNA-directed RNA polymerase I subunit RPA49. Gene Ontology annotation, biological process: DNA-templated transcription. Lineage: Eukaryota; Metazoa; Brachiopoda; Lingulata; Lingulida; Lingulidae. The record is from RefSeq and is a predicted model, not a curated record. Gene Ontology annotation, molecular function: DNA binding.
UACUUUCAAAGAAUUAUCAAUUUUUAUAUUUUUAAUAAUAAAAUUUUCUCUUUUCAAAUAUGGAGCAACACAACAGUAAAGUGCGAGAUUCCGGAAGUAGAAAAACACGUGGAGAGAAAAGUGAACACAAACAUCUUCCAUGGCAAGGCGCUAAGAUGGCAGCGACGAUUAAGUAUCUCCCAAGCACGUCAAAGAAUGAAGGGAUUUUAGCAACUUUUGCCAAUGGUCGGCUGAAAGGAGGCACUGACAACAUAAGAUUUGGGUACUACAGGGGCAAAGAUGAGGCAGAUCCUAAGAAAUCAAUGAAAAGAACAUUGGUUGCUGAAACGGACACAAUGGAAUACAUAGGUCAGAAUCUUGACAUACAAGCUCCAAGGACAGGAAGGAUGUGCAAAUAUCUAGUGGGAAUAUUGGACAAAGAUAGUGGUAAAAUGAAGGUGAUGGAUGCACAGCUUUUUCACAUGAGACCAAGAUUUGAUAAAGAUGAAACUGAUGCACCCGAUAAAGCAGAAGAUAAAGAAUUAAGUUUUAUGGAAAAGAAUGACCUCCUUACCAAAGCAUUUGGCAGUAAUAAGAAGAGGAAGGCCAUGGACUCCAGAAUAAGGAACCAGAUCAAGGGCGAGGCCCUGGAGGUGGCUGUGGGGGCAGCAGUAGACCACACCCUCUCACUGCCCACUGCUGCACAGGUUACCAGUGUCCCAAAAAUAGUUGAUGAUUCUCCCUCUGGAAUACCACCCUUUGAUAAAGAUGCUUCCAAACCUGAAGAUGUCUAUAAGCUGGAUGAUAUUAUUAGUCCUGCAGAGAUGGAGGCCCUACACCAUGUGGUCAAGCCGCUUAUGAAUGCCACAAAAGAACAGAUUGCUCAGUGGAAGAAAGACGAAGUGUACCCUGGCUAUGUGUUACAGCACUUAUCAGUUCUCCCCAUACAGGAGGCGGCCAGAAGCAAAAAAGCCAGGUUACUUCUUUACAUGAGCUACCUCAUAAAGACGUAUAUGUUACGGGCUCCAGACCUAAAACGUAAAGAUAUUCUUCCCCAGGAUAUCCCAGAGACAGUCAGGAGGGCAUUGUUAGACAAAUACACUCUGAAAGCUACAUCCAGUGAUGGCAGGAAAACAGUGAGGUGUAUGCCUGCCAGGUUAAAGGAUAAAGUUGUCUCCUACAUGUUGGUGCUUGGGCUGAUCAUAGACGAGUUCAACUUGGAGCUGACAGCUUUACAGAAGGACAUUAAAAUGGGUCAGGCCAGGAUAAUUCAGCACAGCAGGUCCCUAGGCUGUAAAGUAACAUCACAAAAAGCAACCAUUGGUCUGCAGAAAAUAGAACAAAAGUUUGCUGUUCUGGAAACACCACUAACAUUCCCAGAUUUAAAACAAAGGACUACAAAGAAAAGAACUUGAUUGUUUGUUUUAGGU